AUGAAGUUGAAGUGUCGAGGCAAUGCUCGAGUGAAGAGAGCUCAGCUCAAUCGUCUACGGCGGGACUUUGAGGUCUUAGCAAUGAAGCAAGGUGAAUCGAUCACUGAUUAUUUUGGUCGAGUGAUGACGGUUGCAAACGACAUGAGGAAUUAUGGAGAAGAUGUGGAUGAUGUCAAUAUCGUUGAGAAGAUCUUGAGAACCCUCACUGAGAAAUGGAACUAUAUUGUUUGUUCCAUUGAGGAAGCCAAGGACAUAGAUGAAUUAUAUGUGGAUGCCUUGCAGAGUUCUCUGCUCGUUCAUGAGCAAAAAUUCAAAGUAAGUGGAGAAGAGGAACAUGCUUUGAAGGUAACUCAUGAAGAGAGCUAUGGUGGAAGAGGGCGAGGAAGAGCUACUUUUCGAGGAGGUCGGGGACAAGGAAGAGGCAGGGGCAGUCAACCGAGGAAUAAAGAAACAAUUGAGUGUUACAAAUGUCAUAAGCUUGGAUACUUUCAGUACGAGUGCCAAGCAAAUUAUGCUGGUUUGGAGGAAUCAGAAGAUAUGGUGCUAAUGGCGUAUGUCGACACGCUUGGAGACGAUCGAGAUGUUAUGUGGUAUAUUGAUUCUGGGUGA
Vicia villosa (hairy vetch) is the source of this 609-nucleotide messenger RNA. RefSeq lists its product as uncharacterized. The record is from RefSeq and is a predicted model, not a curated record. NCBI's taxonomy places the organism in Eukaryota, Viridiplantae, Streptophyta, Magnoliopsida, Fabales, Fabaceae. Bases 1 to 609 code for a protein of 202 amino acids. The transcript has a single exon. Gene Ontology annotation, molecular function: zinc ion binding; nucleic acid binding.